Penicillium subrubescens is the source of this 2418-nucleotide messenger RNA. RefSeq lists its product as uncharacterized. Gene Ontology annotation, cellular component: chromatin. Gene Ontology annotation, biological process: DNA-templated transcription; regulation of transcription by RNA polymerase II. The transcript is spliced from 6 exons. Gene Ontology annotation, molecular function: RNA polymerase II cis-regulatory region sequence-specific DNA binding; DNA-binding transcription factor activity, RNA polymerase II-specific; zinc ion binding. The coding region runs from base 1 to 2418 and encodes 805 amino acids. Lineage: Eukaryota; Fungi; Ascomycota; Eurotiomycetes; Eurotiales; Aspergillaceae. The record is from RefSeq and is a predicted model, not a curated record.
AUGUCCCGCAAUCACCUGUAUCAGUCAGACUAUCAUGCCAAAGACACGGGGUCGCAUCAAGCGGCAGAGAAUAUGUCCGUGGUGCUCAUUGUCCUUCACCAAGGAAGAACAUCUAUCUCGCCAUAUUCGGUCACACACGAAGGAAAAGCCGUUUGGCUGUGUGACAUGUGGCAAAACUUUCAGUCGCCAGUUUGUAUUUCCAAAACCCUUCUCAUUGGGAAAAAAAGUAUCUUAUGUGACUCCAGUGACUCGCUUCUGCGACAUAGCAGAGUACAUUCUACGGAAGACAAGGCCAAUCAGCCCCUUGACCUAGGGACCUCAUCUCUAGAGACAUAUGGGAAUUCCGAUCAAAUUAUUGGAGGUUCUCAAUCGCUCUCUGUGGAAAAUGAUAUAGAUCAGGUCUCAUUUCCAACACAUCAAACCCCACCGAGUUCGCUGUCACCAAGUCAGCAUGCUGCCCCGCACACCCAAGCUCGCCUGCCAGGAUGGCUUGAAACGAUAGUGCAGCCCCCACAGAACACUGGGCAAGUCAGCUCUCAUGCACCUUUAUAUACACCACUCGAGAGCAUCUUUGAUUCAAGUAUGGAGGAAGCUUUGAAUUUCAACCAGUAUUCUCAAGUCCCCACGUGGCUUGCGGACGAGCAUUUCGACCUAAAUGCUCUGAAUUCGUCGGUGAUGGCAAGCACUCUUGGCUUCUUCUCACCCGACUACACAGCAAAUGAGAAUAGUACCGAUAUCACUAUCCAGAUACUGGAAGAAUCCACUCCAGAGCGCAAGGAAGAUCAAGUCCGGCAAUUGUGGUUCACAUAUGUUGGAACACAUAAGUCUGGCUAUGUCACGCCCGAGGGUGCUCAAGAGCUAGUCGAACUAGAUGAGCAUUACCGGCAAACGUUGUCGCAGAGGCUUCAGCAUCGUGUGCCGACUGAGCCAUUGCCGUCUACCGACUUCUUGAAUUUGUGCAUCCAGCUGUUUUUCACACGAUUCAAUCCAACAUUCCCAAUUGUACACGCACCCACAUUUCGACCUUCGGCAAAGAGUUCUCUUUUGCUGUUGUCUAUAUGCUCAAUAGGGAGUCUCUUUGUAGGCUCAAACUAUGCUGUCACACAGGGAUCUAUCAUUUUUGAGAGACUCAACAAAGCUAUCUUAGCCUCGUGGGAGAAAUAUCUCCUGAGUGGAAAGGGAGAGGCACUUGCAAUGACACAAGCUGCGUUGAUUGGGCAAACAUUUGCGAUGCUUUCAGGGGUAGGUUUUCAUCGAGGCAUAAUUGACCCUGAUCAACAACUAACCUGUUGGCAGAAGCCGAGAAACCUGUUGGUUUUACAGACGUUUCAUGGCACCGUUGCUACCUGGGCUCGAGUAUACAAGAUGUUUAAAGUUCGGCGGGCUACCGAAUAUUUGGAGACACAUCUCCAGACCCACAACGCGGAAGAAUCAUGGAGGACCUGGGCCCAGUCUGAAGAGCAAACUCGUCUGGCAGCAGGUCUUCACAUUCUUGACACAGAGAUAUCGGAAUUAGUGUUGACACAUCCCCUGCUACAGCACGAAGAAUCGUUGCUACCUCUGACCACAAGCCAUGAGCUGUGGGUCGCUCCGAACGCCGCGCAAUGGAAGACAAUUUUGGCCCGCCAACAGGGCGGCUCAGGACUGGAUCAAGAUAACUCUAAUGGCAUAGUGGCUGGACGCGGCACUUUGCCGCCCGGGACUGGACUGCCAGGUGGAUUUCAACGGUACAUUACCCUGGAAGGUAUCAAUGCUCGAAUUGCAGAGACAAGAAGCUCCCAUGCGGCCAGAGACCAGACUGUGUGCGCUCAAUUCGAAUCCCAAUUGAUGCAGUUCUCCGACCAGUACUUUCACGCGAAAACUGACAUAACUGCCCACGAUCCAUUCUGCUUAGAAGUGCUAUGGCACUCUGCCUUUAUUUCACUUCUGGUGGACUUUGAUCGCCUUGAACUAGCGAUUGGCAGGGAAGGUUACGAGGAGUCUUUACUUUAUCGUAAUUAUGCUCACCAAUGGGCUUCUUCCCCAAAUGCGCGUCGUUGUGCUUUACACGGAUCCAUGAUUCUCCGGAAGCUUCAGAAUACCCCAUUAGGUACGGAACCGGCGAUCCAUGUCCCUAGGGCGCUCUAUCGGGCAGCCACGGUGUGGUAUGCGUACUCUGAGUACGGGCUGGAUGUCGAUCCGAGCUCCCCGGAAACACCGCCCGCUGUCAACGUUGAGUUUCCGGAAUUUUCUCGGUUGAAGAUCAAUAGUCAGGCUCUCCUAUUUGAAGCUAAUGGCUAUCGAACGUCGAGACCAAAGACGUCGGAGUCUAGCACGCUUUGUGGGCUUGUCGACCUCUUGCAUCGGAUUGGUCAUUGGGGACUGUCCAGAAAAUUUGCGGAGCAGUUAAGUUUUCUGUUAAAGGAGACACAGAGUUAA